Leptonychotes weddellii (Weddell seal) is the source of this 2768-nucleotide messenger RNA. Its product is annotated as progesterone receptor. The record is from RefSeq and is a predicted model, not a curated record. Lineage: Eukaryota; Metazoa; Chordata; Mammalia; Carnivora; Phocidae.
AUGACAGAGACGAAGGCAAAGGAUUCCCAGGCUCCCCACGUGGCGGGCGGCGCGCCCACACCCGUCGGAUCGCCUCUGUCGGGACGCCGGGACGCUGGCUCCUUCCAGGCGAGUCAGACCUCGGACGCCUCGCCUGUAGUUUCGGCCAUACCCAUCUCCUUAGACGGGCUGCUCUUCCCUCGUCCCUGCCAGGGACAGAAUGCUGACGGGAAGACGCGGGACCAGCAGCCGCUGUCAGACGUGGAGGGGGCGUAUCCCAGAGUAGAAGCCACAAGCAGUGCAGGAGCUGAGAGCUCUAGACCUCCAGAAAAAGACAGAGGGCUGCUGGACAGUGUCUUGGACACGCUACUGGAGCCCGCAGGCCCGGGGCAGAGCCACGCCAGCCCUCCUGCUUGUGAGUCCACAAGCCCUUGGUGCCUGUUUGGCUCCAAGCUUCCCGAAGAACCCCGGGUUGCCCCCACCACCCAGGGGGUGUCGUCCCCGCUCAUGAGCCGGCCAGAGAACAAGGCUGGCGACAGCUCCGGGAGGGCAACUGCCCAUAAAGUGCUGCCCAGGGGCCUGUCACCGUCCCGGCAGCUGUUGCCCCUGACCUCUGGGAACCAUCCUUGGCGGGGGGCCGCCGUGAAACCAGCACCGCAGCCCGCUGUGGUGGACGUAGAGGAGGAGGAUAGCUUCGAGUCCGAGGGCUCCGUGGGUCCGCUUCUGAAAGGCAAAUCCCGGCCUCUGGGAGGCACAGCAGCUGCAGGAGCUGCGGCCACCUCUCCUGGAGUGGCCACAGGAGGCGUCACCCUGGUCCCCAAGGAAGAUUCCCGCUUCUUAGCGCCCAAGGUCUCCCUGGCGGAGCAGGACGCGCCCGCGGCGCCCGGGUGCUCCCCGCUGGCCACCACGAUGAUGGAUUUUAUCCACGUGCCCAUUCUGCCCCUCAACUCGGCCUUCCUGGCCGCCCGCACCCGGCAACUGCUGGAAGGGGAGAACUAUGACGGCGGGGCUGCGGCUGUCAGCGCCUUUGCCCCGCCGCGGGGCUCGCCCUCGGCUUCGUCCACCCAGGUAGCUGCCAGCGACUUCUCCGACUGUGCAUACCCGCCCGACACCGAGCCCAAGGACGAUGGGUUCCCGCUCUAUGGCGACUUCCAGCCGCCUGCCCUGAAGAUCAAGGAGGAAGAGGAAGGCACCGAGGCAGCUGCGCGCUCCCAGCGGCAGUACCUGGUGGCGGGUCCUAAUCCCGCUGUUUUCCCGGAUUUGCCGCUGGCUCUGCAGCCGUUACCUCCGCGAGCGCCAUCGUCCAGACCCACGGAAGCGGCGGUGGCGGCCGCCGCACCCGCCAGUGCCUCUGUCUCCUCGGUGUCCUCGUCGGGGUCGACCCUAGAGUGCAUCUUGUACAAAGCCGAGGGCGCGCCGCCACAGCAGGGCCCGUUUGCUCCGCCGCCCUGUAAGGCGCCAGGGGCAAGCGCCUGCCUGCUGCCCCGGGACGGUGCCUCCACCUCGGCUUCGGCUGUCGCUGCGGGGGCGGCCCCCGCGCUCUACCCGCAGCUCAGCCUCAACGGGCUCCCGCAGCUCGGCUACCAGGCCGCCGUGCUCAAAGAGGGCUUACCGCAGGUCUACCAGCCUUAUCUCAACUACCUGAGGCCGGAUUCAGAUGCCAGCCAGAGCCCACAGUACAGCUUCGAGUCAUUACCUCAGAAGAUUUGUUUAAUCUGUGGAGAUGAAGCAUCAGGCUGUCAUUACGGUGUCCUCACCUGUGGGAGCUGUAAGGUUUUCUUUAAAAGGGCAAUGGAAGGGCAGCAUAACUAUUUAUGUGCUGGGAGAAAUGACUGCAUUGUUGAUAAAAUCCGCAGAAAAAACUGCCCAGCAUGUCGCCUUAGAAAAUGCUGUCAGGCUGGCAUGGUCCUUGGAGGUUUUCGAAAUUUACAUAUUGAUGACCAGAUAACUCUCAUCCAGUAUUCUUGGAUGAGCUUAAUGGUGUUUGGACUAGGAUGGAGAUCUUAUAAACAUGUCAGUGGACAAAUGCUAUAUUUUGCACCUGAUCUAAUACUAAAUGAACAGAGGAUGAAGGAAUCAUCAUUCUAUUCAUUAUGCCUCACCAUGUGGCAAAUCCCACAGGAGUUUGUCAAGCUUCAAGUUAGCCAAGAAGAGUUCCUGUGUAUGAAAGUAUUGCUACUUCUUAAUACAAUUCCUUUGGAAGGACUAAGAAGUCAAAAUCAGUUUGAAGAGAUGAGAUCAAGCUACAUUAGAGAGCUCAUCAAGGCAAUUGGUUUGAGGCAAAAAGGAGUUGUCUCUAGCUCACAGCGUUUCUACCAACUUACAAAACUUCUUGAUAACUUGCAUGAUCUUGUCAAACAGCUUCAUCUGUACUGCUUGAAUACAUUUAUCCAGUCCCGGGCACUGAGUGUGGAAUUUCCAGAGAUGAUGUCUGAAGUUAUUGCUGCGCAGUUACCCAAGAUCUUGGCAGGGAUGGUGAAACCUCUGCUCUUUCAUAAAAAGUGAAUGCCAUUUUUAUCUUUAAAAAUUAAAUUCUGUGAUAUGUCUGUUUUUCUUUUGGUCGGGAUUAUAAGGUCUCGGGUUUUUACAAUGUUCUUCUCAAAGCCUUACAUUUAUAACGUAUAUUGUGUAAAUUUCAGAGAAAAUUGUGAAGUUUUAAUUGUUCUCCUUUAUAAAGUAUAAUUAGAAUUUUAAGGUGUUUUUGUGUACCUAUAUAUUCUUUAACAGUUUACAAGAUUGAAAAGUACUAAAAUUGAUUGCCAAAGUAAACUUAAUUUUGUCCAUACUAU